This is a messenger RNA of Pestalotiopsis fici W106-1, 2997 nucleotides long. Its product is annotated as DNA ligase 4. The record is from RefSeq and is a predicted model, not a curated record. NCBI's taxonomy places the organism in Eukaryota, Fungi, Ascomycota, Sordariomycetes, Amphisphaeriales, Sporocadaceae. Gene Ontology annotation, cellular component: DNA ligase IV complex. Gene Ontology annotation, molecular function: ATP binding; DNA ligase (ATP) activity; DNA binding. Bases 1 to 2997 code for a protein of 998 amino acids. The transcript has 3 exons. Gene Ontology annotation, biological process: nucleotide-excision repair, DNA gap filling; DNA biosynthetic process; DNA recombination.
AUGAGCCAACGCCGAGCCAAAGAGCGCGAUGCAGGCGCCGUGGAGGAGGAAGUACGACAAUAUACCUUUGGCGGACACACCCUCGAGGAAUUCGAUGAAAACUAUCCAAAUAGGCCGAAGAAUCACUCGCGGACUUUGAGAUUUGCAGAAUUAUUCCAGAACUUGUUCAACCCAUUAAAUGAGAACAAAAAAAAGCCACCUGGGCCAGCGGCUCGUCGCAAACAAAGAGGCGGCCGCGGCCCUUCGCAGCUGUCGCCACAUGAACAGCGCCGUGCCAUCAUUGAGAGGUUCAUGUCAAGAUGGCGCGCAGAGGUUGGAAAUGACUUUUAUCCUGCCAUGCGACUGAUUCUACCCAAUCAAGAUCGUGAUCGGGGCGUCUACGGCCUCAAAGAAAGCGCCAUUGGCAAAUUGCUUGUGCGAACCCUCAAGAUUGACAAGUAUUCCACCGAUGGACAAAGCCUACUCCAAUGGAAACGACCGGGCCAGAAAGCGAGUCAGACGGCAGGUGACUUUGCUGGUCGCUGUUUGGAGGUGAUUGCCAAGCGUCCCAUGCGCUCGAGCCCCGGGGACAUGCGCGUAGCAGAGGUCAACGAGAUGCUGGACAAGUUAUCUGCUGCCUCGGGCGAGGCUGAGCAGUUACCAAUUAUUGAGGACUUUUACCAGAAAAUGAGUCCAGAAGAGCUUAUGUGGCUCAUCCGGAUCAUCCUGAAGGAGAUGAAAGUUGGUGCCACGGAAAGGACAUUCUUCGACAUAUGGCACCCUGACGCCGAAGCUCUCUUCAACGUAUCCUCUAGUCUCCGACGUGUCUGCUGGGAGUUGUAUGAUCGAGACGUACGCCUCAAUGAUGAUGACACGGGCGUUACCUUGAUGCAGAUCUUCCAGCCUCAAUUAGCCCAGUAUCAAUAUUUUGGCAGCUGGAAAAAGAUGGUAGAUCAGCUAACGAGAGACAAGGAGAAUAACACAAUCAGAGAGGAUGCCGAGUUCUGGAUUGAGGAGAAGCUCGAUGGAGAACGCAUGCAGAUGCACAUGAUGGAAGACAAAACUGUGCCUGGAGGAUUUCGCUUUGGCUGGUGGUCCCGCAAAGCCAAGGACUAUGCCUAUCUUUACGGUACCGGCUUGCGUGAUCGCGACUCGGCACUUACGCAACAUCUCAAAAACGCCUUUGUCCCUGGAGUCCGGAGCAUCAUUCUAGACGGCGAAAUGGUUACGUGGGAUAUGCAACUAGACAAAAUCAUGGCCUUUGGAACUCUCAAGUCCGCGGCGAAUGCCGGCAAACGAAACCCGUACGAUGAGGUUGGGGCACGUUGUCUAUAUCGUGUCUUUGACAUUGUUUACUUGAACGGUCAGGAAUUGACCAGGUACACUCUUCAAGACCGACGUAACGCGCUGGAGAAGGCCGUGCCUGGCGUUCACCGAAGACUUGAACUACACGAUCAUUUGGUGUCAACGUCAGCGGCCGAUAUUGAACCGCAUCUGCGACAAGUAGUCGAGAAUCGAUCCGAAGGCCUAGUCAUCAAGAAUCCGCUUUCUGUCUACAGCCUGAAUCAGCGCAAUGAUGAUUGGAUCAAGGUGAAACCCGAGUACAUCAAGGAGUAUGGAGAAGCCGUCGAUGUAGUCAUUAUUGGCGCAUAUUAUGGAACUGGACACCGUGGUGGCGCCCACUCCAGUUUCUUGUGUGGACUUCGGGUCACUGAUGACGAUAUUGAACGUGGUGCAGACCCUGAGAAGUGCUUCAGCUUUAUCAGAGUUGGUGGUGGCUUCGCUCUACAAGACUACCGCGAGAUUGCAAACCGAACACAGGGCAAAUGGACAGACUGGAACUCAAAAAGGCCACCGAGCAAAUACAUUGAGCUGGCUGGAGGUGAGAGGCAAUGGUGGAAACCAGACCAAUGGAUCCGACCCAAAGAUUCGGUAGUGAUUGCUGUGAAAGCAGCCAGCUCUGUUCCCUCGGAUCAGUACGCGAAACAGAUAACAUUAAGAUUUCCACGAUUCCAAAAGCUCCGUGAUGACCGUGAUUGGGAUACAGCCCUCGACUGGCGACAAUUCGAAGAUCUCAAGACGCAGAUUGCAGUCAAACAGGAAGAGAAGGAGAUGAAUUUUGAACGGCGAAGACGAAACACUAAGCGGAUCAAGAAGGAAAUGGUCAUCAUGGGUCAAGAAGCGACACCGGUCGAGUUUGGCGGCCCAAAGACCAAGCUCUUUCAAGGUCUCGAGUUUUGUGUCUUGUCAGAAUCCGUGCAGCCAAAGAAGAGCAAGACUCAGAUUGAAGUCCUGAUCAAGGAGAAUGGUGGCAGGAUAUCCCAGCGAGCGAUCCCAAAUGCCGACAUGAUAUUGAUUGGUGACAAAAAGGUCCUCAAGGUGGCCAGUUUGAUCAAGGCAGGCCCGGUCGACAUUAUUAGUCCAAAGUGGGUUCUCGACUGCGUGGCACAGAGUGAUGCCAGCGCGGGUUUCCUCCUACCAUAUGAGCCUAGGCACUUGUUUCACGUUUCGGAUGAGAUGAAGGAGCAAGCCCAAGAGAACCUGGACGACUAUGGCGACAGCUAUGCCCGAGACAUUGAUGUCGCAGAGCUCAAGGCCCUCUUGCAGGAUAUGCCCAAGAAUGAAAUCAUUGAUGAACCUUUUCAUUCGGGCGCAUUCGUCGAGCAGCUCGAGGCGCAUGGUCAUGAUAUAGGAAACAUCAAGGGCCAUAUGUUCAAGAGAGUGGUGGCCCACUUUGCAACAGCGGAUAAUGUUUUGGAUAUCUCUGUUCUCAAGUACAAGAAUUGGGUUAGAUUCGGCGGAGGCAUCAUUGUUGACGAUCUCGAGGACCGAUCCGUCACUCACGUCGUGGUAGUCGCUAAAGACGACGAUCCACGUGCUGAACGAGACCUUUCCGCAGAGAUUCGAUCCGUCAUAAGCAAAAGAACUCAGAUUCCCCGGCUGGUAACUCGAAAAUGGCUGGAGGAUUGUUGGACUGAAGGCACUAUGUUGGACGAGGAAAGAUUCUCGCCGCAAUGA